CGCACUCCGGGCUCCGCGCUGAACCAGUGCCACCGCCUCCUCCGCCCCCGGCUCCCCCUGCCCCGGGCUCCCCCGGCCCGCCCCCCAUGGCGGAGACCAAGAUCAUCUACCACAUGGACGAGGAGGAGACGCCCUACCUGGUCAAGCUGCCGGUGGCCCCCGAGCGGGUCACGCUGGCGGACUUCAAGAGCGUGCUCAGCAACCGGCCGGCUCACUGCUACAAGUUCUUCUUCAAGUCCAUGGACCAGGACUUCGGGGUGGUAAAGGAAGAGAUUUCUGAUGACAAUGCCAAGCUACCCUGUUUUAAUGGAAGAGUGGUCUCCUGGCUGGUCCUGGCGGAGAAUUCCCACUCCGAUGCUGGAUCUCAGUGCACCGAGAGCCACACAGACCUGCCCCCGCCCAUUGAACGGACCGGGGGCAUUGGGGACUCCCGGCCACCCUCCUUUCACCCCAACGCUGCCAGCAGCCGAGACGGGCUGGACAAUGAGACCGGCACGGAGUCUGUGGUCAGCCACCGGCGGGACCGGCACCGGCGGCGGAACCGGGAGGGCCACGAAGAUGGCCCUCGGAUCAAUGGGCACCCAAAGCUGGAGCGUCGCCGCGAGCCCGGCACCUUUGAUAGUGCUUCCACCGUGCUGAGCAGCGAGCUGGAGUCCAGCAGCUUUAUUGACUCGGAGGAUGAGGACACCAGCAGGCUGAGCAGCUCCACUGAGCAGAGCACAUCAUCCCGGCUCAUUCGGAAGCACAAACGCCGGAGGAGAAAACAAAGAAUGCGCCAGAUUGACCGGUCCUCCUCCUUCAGCAGCAUCACGGACUCUACCAUGUCUCUGAACAUCAUCACGGUCACACUCAACAUGGAGAAAUACAACUUCCUGGGCAUCAGCAUCGUCGGGCAGAGCAAUGACCGGGGAGAUGGCGGCAUCUACAUUGGCUCGAUCAUGAAGGGUGGAGCGGUGGCUGCUGAUGGCCGAAUUGAGCCUGGGGACAUGCUGUUGCAGGUGAAUGAUGUCAACUUUGAGAAUAUGAGCAACGAUGAUGCUGUGCGGGUCCUGAGAGAAAUCGUCUCCAAGCCAGGACCCAUCAGCCUCACCGUGGCCAAGUGCUGGGACCCCACGCCCAGGAGCUACUUCACCAUCCCCCGGGCUGACCCGGUGCGGCCCAUCGACCCUGCCGCGUGGCUGUCGCACACGGCGGCGCUGACGGGAACGUUCCCUCGCUACGGUACGAGCCCCUCCAUGAGCACCAUCACAUCCACCAGCUCCUCACUAACAAGCUCUAUUCCUGAUGCAGAAAAACUCGAGGAAUCUGCCCUGACUGUGACGAGUGACAUGGGGGCCAUCGUGAAGGUCAUGCAGCUUCCAGACUCGGGCCUCGAGAUACGGGACCGGAUGUGGCUGAAAAUCACUAUCUCCAACGCGGUCAUCGGGGCAGAUGUGGUGGACUGGCUUUAUACACACGUGGAGGGCUUCAAAGACCGGCGGGAGGCCCGCAAGUAUGCCAGCAGCAUGCUGAAACACGGCUACCUGAGACAUACUGUGAAUAAGAUCACUUUCUCCGAGCAGUGUUAUUACGUCUUCGGUGACCUGUGCAGCAAUCUGGCGGCGCUUAACCUCAACAACGGUUCUGGCGGAGCCUCGGACCAGGACACGCUGGCCCCGCUCCCCCACCAGGCGGCCCCGUGGCCUGUGGGGCAGGGGUAUUCUUACCCCUACCCUGUGCCUCCCCCGGGCUUCCCACCUGCCUACCAGGACCCAGGCUUCAGCUAUGGGAGCGGGAGCGCAGGGAGCCAACAGAGCGAAGGAAGCAGGAGCAGCGGCUCGAACAGGAGCGCCAGCGAGAGCAGCCGGCGGGCACUGGGGCGGGAGAAGGAGCGCCGGACAGGGGCCGGGGGCAGCGGGGGCAGCAGUGAGUCGGAGCACACGGUGCGCAGUGCGGCAGGCAGUGGGGGCCGACGGGAGCGCCCACCCAGCCAGCUCAGCCGGGGCAGCAGCCCCCGGAGCCAGCUCUCCACCGGUGCCCCUGGUCUGCCCCCACUGCACCCCCUGCCCAAGGCAGGCACCAGGGCACUGGCAACGCUCAGUGGCCCCCCCGGGGGCCCACCUGUGCGCGAGCUGGCCGCAGUGCCCCCUGAGCUCACUGGCAGCCGCCAGUCCUUCCAGAAGGCUAUGGGCAACCCCUGCGAAUUCUUCGUGGACAUCAUGUAAUGGGGAAAGUGCCUUCAGACUCCUCUCUCCCUCUGGGUUCCCAUCUUUGGAGGAGAAUUUGAAGGCUUUGGUGAAAAGGACGAUAAUGGUGAUGAGUCUCCCCUAGUCAUGGAGGGAGGAAGUACCAAAUCCGCCCCCCACCUCCCUCCCACCCCUUCAGCAGGCUUGCUGAUUAGAGCCCCCUGCAAUGCUCUGCACCUGCAGAGGACAGCACCCAACCCAGAUCACUGGAAGUAAUGCUGGGGGUGGGAGGGGGGAGCUUCUCAUCAACGGCCACUGUGAUGAUGAACUUGUGUUCCUGAAGCACUCACCGUGGGGCCCCAGCCAAGGCUGUGGGAGGGACCCCAGGACUGAGGACCUGAGAGGCAGUGAAUGGGACGUAUGGGAUGACGGAGUCAGAUGAGGGGGUGGAAGCCCAGCUCUGCCACUAGCUCAAGAUGUGACCUCGGGCUAAUUAUUUUCCCUCUCGGGGCCUCAGUUUCUCUCAUCCAUACAGUUAGGGAGUAGGAGUGGACAAUCUCCAAGGUCCUCUCUAGCUCAGAAUCUUAGGCUUCCGGGGGGCUGUGUUUCUGUCUAGGGCUUUCAGUUGGCUUCUCUGCCAAAGAGCUCCCUGGAUGGGUGGGACAGGGGGCAGGGCUGCUUGGGCUCUGUCACCUACCCCCCAGGGCACAUCCGUGGAGCCUGAGAGUGCUGGAGGGAUGAGCUAGCUCAGUCCUAAGGGAGGAGGACUUUUGUAUAGGAAAGUGGAGGGCCCUAUUUUGGUCAAUUCCCUAUUGUCCAGGGUUCAUCACUUUACCUGUGGAUUACCCAGGUUUCUAUCCUGGUCGAAUCUGGUGUGUUCAUUGGGGGUGGAGUUGGGCGUUGGGAGAAGGCUUAGCCCUGUCUGUCCACAAUGACAAGCCUGUGGAGGGAGCAGGAUGACAAUGGUCUUGGCCCAUGUGGGGAGGGUGACCCUGAAGAAGUCUGUGGUUUGUCAAGCCUCUGCUUGUGGUGGCUUAUCCAUGAAUGAGAAGUGUGUCCCUCCCUACCCCCUCCCCACCUCCCCUGUGCUUGGUCUAGAGAGCUCUGCCUUCCCCUGGCAGGUCUAGCCCGUCCUGAGCCUCUUUCCUCUGUCUGGAUGCUGCCCCAGCAUCUUCUCACUCAUGUUCUCCUGUCCCCUGGGUGUCCCAGCCAAGAAGUCAGGUGGAGCCAUUCAUUGCCUGGCUGCUGCAGGGUCAGUGGUGAUUUGGGGGGAGGGGAGUGGUCACAGGGAGGUUUAGGCUCCAAUCUCCUCCCUGUUCUCCAAAUCUGAACACAAAGCUCUGGGAGUGAAAGUUGGGAUUGAUAUCAUCCCCACUCCCGCCCCCCCCAGUGAUUUGGGGUGCCCUAACAGUGCUGUUUUAUUUAUUUAUUUAUUGCACCAGGCCUUGAGGGCAGGUCCCCCUCCCCUGCAUCACUGACAGGGUCGAGGCAGACUGUAGCCAAACCCCCUCCUGCAGCUGGCCAGAGUUUCCCCUGGAUCCCCCCAGCCCAGGCCUGUAAGAUGGAGAGGAGAGCCAGGUGGCAGCAGAGGUGGGCUUUGUGCACUUAACUGGGGCUGCCAUGGGGGGAGCGUGGUCAGUGGAUGGGCCACAGCCAGAGGAUGGAAGGGCCUCUGCCCAUAAUGCGCCUUCCUGUUUGCUUCGUUUGCAUCUGACUGAAUGAGCAUGGUUUGCUUUUAAAGGACAAAAGUACUCUAGCCAGUGAUUGGCAGAAACCCACACUAGACUGUGUAUGUACAAUAAUGGAGGGGGUGAUAAAGGCGAAGCUUUUGAAAUAAUGCACACACCCUCACCCCAGGCCCUUGUCUCUGCAGUGCUCUUUCCCCUGAUCCCAGCCUGUUUUCAGGUGUGUCCAGCCCUAGCCCCCUCAUCUGUUCUCAGGUGCACCUUCUCCAGACCCUCACCUAUUCUCAGGUGUGUCCAGCCAUGACCAUUCACCUGUUUUCAGGUGCACCUUCCCCAUUCUUUACCUAGUCUCAGGUGUGCCCUGACCCUCACCGUCUCAGGAGCACCUUCCCUAGACCCUCACCUGGUCUCAGGUGCACCUU
Molecule: messenger RNA, 4272 nt
Organism: Vombatus ursinus (common wombat)
Lineage: Eukaryota; Metazoa; Chordata; Mammalia; Diprotodontia; Vombatidae
Gene: DVL1
Product: dishevelled segment polarity protein 1
Exons: 15
Coding region: 87-2204 (705 amino acids)
Biological process (GO): canonical Wnt signaling pathway; intracellular signal transduction
Cellular component (GO): cytosol
Molecular function (GO): frizzled binding
Source: RefSeq, a predicted model, not a curated record